AUGGAGAGUCUCAAAUCACUCUUCGUUAAACCAGACCCCAAUGCCCAGAUGCGAAAAUGUAACGCCUUAAUACGAUCCAACAUCCGCAAGCUCGAGCGAGAUAUCAACCAAGUCAAGCAAGUCGAGGUCAAGACCAAGAACCUCAUCGUCCAAGCGGACCGACGAUCCCAACGGAACCCACAGCAAGCAAAACAGGCGCAACGAGAAGUGCGCGACUUCGCGAAGGAGUUGAUCCGGGCACGGCGCACAUCGGCGAGGCUAGUGACGUCCAAGGCGCAGCUGAGCAGCGUGCAGAUGCAAGUGAACGAGGCGUUUGCGGUGCGCAAGAUCGAGGGCAGCAUUCGGGCCAGCGUAGGCGUUAUGAAGGAUGUAAACAGCCUAAUCCGGCUACCGCAAUUGGCAGGAACCAUGCGUGAGCUAUCCCUCGAACUCAUGAAGGCUGGUGUCAUCGAGGAGAUGGUCGGUGAGAGUCUACCCGUGGACGAUAUGCUAGAAGAUGAAGAGGAGGAAGCCGAGGGCGAAGUCGAUAAAGUGUUGGGAGAGAUCCUCAAGGGCCGUAUGGAGAAGGCGGGCGCGACACCCAGCGCACCGCUACCAUCUCACCCCCAGGAACAGCCUGUCCAGCUGGAGGAAGACGAAGAGGAUCCAGAAGCUAUGAUGGACCAGAUGAGGAACAGAUUGGAGGCUCUCAGGAGCUAA
Daldinia childiae is the source of this 699-nucleotide messenger RNA. RefSeq names its product Vacuolar protein-sorting-associated protein 24. The transcript is spliced from 2 exons. Bases 1 to 699 code for a protein of 232 amino acids. NCBI's taxonomy places the organism in Eukaryota, Fungi, Ascomycota, Sordariomycetes, Xylariales, Hypoxylaceae. Gene Ontology annotation, biological process: late endosome to vacuole transport; endosome transport via multivesicular body sorting pathway; protein transport. The record is from RefSeq and is a predicted model, not a curated record. Gene Ontology annotation, cellular component: multivesicular body; ESCRT III complex.